CAUGCUUCAGUGGUGAAGAUGAUGCAUCUGCUCCUGUGUCUGCUUGUUCUCUCCCAUCUGCAACUCUCAGGUGGCGUGCAGAGUGGCAUCUUUGGGGGUCGUAUGGCCAAGCCCCACUCCAGACCCUACAUGGCCUCACUGCAGUAUCUAGGAGACCACGUGUGUGGAGGAGUGCUGAUCAGGGAGGACUACGUACUGACUGCUGCACACUGUCUUAACCGGUCCAUUCCUGACCGGGCCAUGGAGGUGGUUCUGGGGGCCCAUGACAUCAACAGUAAAGAGUCCAGCCAGCAGAGGAUCCAGGUGAAGAAGUUCCACAAACACCCUCAAUUCAGAGAUCCAAAUCAGUACGACUACGACAUCAUGCUGCUCAAGCUGAAGAGCAAGGCGAAGCUGAGCAAGUGUGUGAAGCUGUUGGGGCUGCCCAAGAAGGACGGGGAGGUCCCUGCAAGGACAAGGUGCUGGGUGGCCGGCUGGGGGAUGAAGGCCCCGAACUCCCACGCUGAGCACCUCCUGCAGGAGGCACUGGUGCACAUGGUGGAUCAGAAGGAGUGUGCAGAUUCAUGGCAGAAGUACUUUAACCACAGCCACAUGAUGUGCAGCAGCACCAGCCAGGGCAAGGGCUUCUGCCAGGGAGACUCAGGAGGGCCUCUAGUGUGCAAUACUAAACUUCAGGGUCUUGAUGCGUACACUAGCCAGGACUGCAGGAACAGAGCCUAUCCGCAGGUCUACACCCGGGUCUCUGCCUUCCUGCCCUGGAUCAAGAAGGUGAUGGGGAGGAAAUAGAGGGAAUGAAUGAGCAGCCAGUCACCAAAUGACAAAACAUUACUGUUACGAACCCUACAUUUCUCGAUUUACUUUGGGGGUCAUUUUUGGCACACCCUGCUGGCUAUUUCCUGGGAGGAAA
Alosa alosa (allis shad) is the source of this 907-nucleotide messenger RNA. RefSeq names its product granzyme B-like. Gene Ontology annotation, molecular function: serine-type endopeptidase activity. The record is from RefSeq and is a predicted model, not a curated record. The transcript has 5 exons. Gene Ontology annotation, biological process: proteolysis. Lineage: Eukaryota; Metazoa; Chordata; Actinopteri; Clupeiformes; Clupeidae. Bases 19 to 786 code for a protein of 255 amino acids.